AUAAAGGUAUAUAUAUACCGGGUGUGCAAUGAUACAAAUGAAUUGAACCAAAAACACGCCAUUACACUUGAGAACUCUUUUAUAAUAAUGUGAUUUACGAAUACAGCACAAAAAGAUAUUUUAAUACUUUUUUAAAUUAAGACUUUGUUGUCACGAAACAUUUGCAACUAAAUUAAUAGGUACUAGAUAGAUAAUAAUAAAUACGUAAAUAUAUUGAUGAUAUGGAUGCCUUGCUGAUUUUCGAUGUCCUGAUGUAUGUGAAUUUGUAUUAUUUCCCUGUGUUCAGUUUUUGCAAUAUAAUGAUGUUGCUCGCGAAGUACCUGAGUAAAAAAUAUCCCACCCCGUACAUUGGAACGGACGCCCUUGUACAAUUGGGGCUACUCGUCUCUGAACUGUUAAAAAUUUUUUUGUUCAAGAGGCUAAGGGAGCAACAUAAAGGAUGGUCAGUAUUUGUUGCAGUAAUUUUUGUUGCUACUUCAAUAUGUGGUUUAGUCUACGUUUUUCUAUUACAAACUCCAGUUUUGAAAUUGGAAUAUAUUUUAGAUGCAAUGAUGAGUUUCCUUUUACUUAGUGAAUUUUUAUAUGGUAUUUUUAGUUUUAUGCCUUGUUGUAAAAAACACGAAUUUACGUAAAGUUAAACAAUAAAUUAUACACUGAAA
This is a messenger RNA of Agrilus planipennis (emerald ash borer), 659 nucleotides long. RefSeq lists its product as uncharacterized. Gene Ontology annotation, biological process: non-motile cilium assembly. The record is from RefSeq and is a predicted model, not a curated record. The transcript has 2 exons. NCBI's taxonomy places the organism in Eukaryota, Metazoa, Arthropoda, Insecta, Coleoptera, Buprestidae. Bases 222 to 632 code for a protein of 136 amino acids. Gene Ontology annotation, cellular component: ciliary transition zone.